AGGCAACGCACUUAUUUAAGCAAUAAUUACAAAUAAACAACAUAUAUGUAAAUUCGUUAACAAUCUUAUUUACUAAAUAUUUAAACGUCAACGAGAUAAGAACUACGCGUUUCAUAAUAUUAGGAACAGUACGAAAUCAUGGCUUUACGAGUGACACGACUUUUUUUAAAAACUUACGUUUCAACAAGACAAUAUUCCCAAUUUUAUCCCAUCGAUGAAGCGAUUUUUGGAUUGGAAGAUUAUCAAAUAAAGCUGAGAGAAACAGUAUUCAAUGUGGCUCAAAAUGAAUUGGCUCCAAAAGCUAAGCAAAUUGAUCAAGAGAAUAAAUUUCCUGAAAUGCGACAAUUCUGGAAAGAACUAGGAAAACUAGGAGCAUUAGGUAUAACAGUUAAUCCUGAUUAUGGGGGUGCCGGUGGGACUUACUUAGAUCAUGUAGUAAUUAUGGAGGAAUUGUCUCGGGCGUGUGCCGCAGUGGCUUUGAGUUACGGAGCUCAUUCGAACUUGUGCGUUAAUCAAAUUCACAGAAAUGGAAACGAAGAGCAAAAAAAGAAAUAUUUGCCCAAGCUCUGUUCUGGAGAAUUCAUCGGUGCAUUAGCGAUGUCCGAAUCUUCUUCAGGAUCCGAUGUACUUUCUAUGAGGCUGUCCGCUGAAAAACGAAAAGACGCUUAUGUUCUAAAUGGAUCUAAAUUUUGGAUUACAAAUGGAGAACAAGCAGAUGUUUUGGUGGUAUACGCUAAAACAAAUAAACAAGUCCCAGGAAAAGAUGGAAUUUCGGCUUUUAUAAUAGAAAAAGAUUUUCCCGGUUUUAAAGUAGCUCAGACAUUAGAUAAGCUUGGAAUGAGAGGAUCUAGUACAUGUGAAUUAGUUUUCGAAGAUUGUCAAGUGCCGGUAAAGAAUUUGCUAGGGGAGGAAAAUAAGGGGGUUAAAAUAUUGAUGAGUGGCUUGAAUUUAGAAAGAUUGGUGCUAGCAGCAGGACCUGUUGGUAUAAUGCAGGCUUGCUGUGAUGUGGCGUUCCAGUACGCUCACGAAAGGAAGCAAUUUGGGCAAAGAAUAGGCGAAUUUCAAUUCAUACAGGGAAAAUUAGCCGACAUGUUCCUAAGUUUAGCUGUAUGUCGAAGCUAUUUGUACAAUGUUGCCCGUGCUGUUGAUAAGAAAUAUCACGCAAGUGGAAAAGACUGUGCAGGUGUUAUAUUAUAUUCUGCCGAAAAGGCAACUAAAGUAGCUCUAGAAGCUAUUCAAAUAUUGGGAGGAAAUGGAUAUAUAAACGACUAUCCAACUGGUCGCUAUCUAAGGGACGCUAAAUUAUAUGAAAUUGGAGCAGGAACAUCGGAAGUAAGACGUUUAAUAAUUGGAAGAGCACUAAACGCAGAAUAUAGUUAAUAGUUUUUACUUUUUUUAUAUAAAAAGACAAUGAUGAUGAAAUAUUUUUUUUAAUAAAUAAUUGUUAUAAAAAAAGAACAAAUAAUAAUCAGUAAAUUGUUAAAAUAAACGUAAUGGAAAUAACUAUAGUGGUGGAGAACUACGUUCCAAUAAGUACCUAUGUUUUGCAUAAUUUUCAUUUAAAGGUAACAACCAAUUUAGCCAGAAAAUAAAAAAAUGUCAGUAAUAAUUUUUACCUGUGAAUAUCACUGAACUUUAAUUAGGUAUAUUUUGAAAUUUGCGAUGUAAUACAAACUUUGCUCACCGGUCUUUAUAUAUUUACUUGAUGUGAUAAACAUAAGAAAUGGGAAGUAUAACAAAUAGGUAGCUGUCGUACUAAUUAAUGAUCUUAGAAUUAGUUAUACUGUGAACGUGUGAACAUACUUAUAAAUAUGUUAAAUAGAUUUCAAUAGUGUUAAUUUGAUAUAAAUUAAACAAUGAGUAUGGA
Messenger RNA from Agrilus planipennis (emerald ash borer), 1867 nucleotides. Its product is annotated as isovaleryl-CoA dehydrogenase, mitochondrial. The record is from RefSeq and is a predicted model, not a curated record. Gene Ontology annotation, molecular function: 3-methylbutanoyl-CoA dehydrogenase activity; flavin adenine dinucleotide binding. Gene Ontology annotation, biological process: L-leucine catabolic process. Gene Ontology annotation, cellular component: mitochondrion. Bases 139 to 1380 code for a protein of 413 amino acids. The transcript has 7 exons. NCBI's taxonomy places the organism in Eukaryota, Metazoa, Arthropoda, Insecta, Coleoptera, Buprestidae.